AUGGCCGCCGCCGGCGGGUCCUACGAGCUCUUCCUGGGCUUCGUGAGCGGCGGCGCGGCGUCCUGCGUCGCCACGGCGGCGACGAACCCCAUCGACGUCAUGAAGGUCGACCUCCAGCUCUCGAAGAAGGGAAUAGGCGAGGCCGUCCGCGACCGCGUGACCGCGCACGGCCUCGCGUCGUACAUGGACGGGUCCAUGCCCGCGCUCGUGCGCGCCAUCACCUACAGCGCCUUCCGCCUCGCCGCCUACCGGCCCAUCAAGCAGGAGCUGUCCAAGGUCGAGGGCACGUUGGGGUCGCCGGCCGUGAAAGUACUCAGCGGCCUGACGUCCGGCGCGGCGGCCGCGUUCCUCGCGAACCCCGUGGAGAUGAUCAAGGUGCGGAGCCAGAGCGGCUACUACCGGGCCCACGCCUUCGCCUUCGGCGACGUGCUCACGCACGGCUUCUCGGGCGUCGGGCCCCACGUGCUCCGCGGCGCCGUCCACACGGCGUCCCAGAUCGCGACGUACGACAUCGUCAAGAGCUCCCUCAAGCGCGAGGCGGGCCUCCAGGACGGCCUCGCGCUCCACGCCUCCGUCGCCUCCGUCGCGGGCCUCGUCACGACGGCCAUGUCGUCGCCCUUCGACGUCAUCAAGACGCACACGAUGGCGAACCAGACGUCCGUCGCGCGGUCCGUCGCGACGAUCCUCGCGGCCCACGGGCCCAAGGGGUUCUGGCGGGGCUGGUCCGCGGGCUACGCGAGGACGGGGCCCCACACCAUCAUCACCUUCAUCACCAUGGAGAACAUCCACCGCGCGCUCGGCCUCGGCAACAUCUAG
This is a messenger RNA of Aureococcus anophagefferens, 816 nucleotides long. RefSeq lists its product as hypothetical. The record is from RefSeq and is a predicted model, not a curated record. Lineage: Eukaryota; Pelagophyceae; Pelagomonadales; Pelagomonadaceae. The transcript is spliced from 2 exons. The coding region runs from base 1 to 816 and encodes 271 amino acids.